AUGGCUGGUACAUUACGCUUCACUGCUGCCAAAACUUCGAUUAUCAACAAGAAGUCAGGUUCUUCCUCAGUUAACCCACUUAAGAGACUUUUGCCAUCACAAUCCAAGUACCAGCAAAAUCUUAAGUCUCGACUGCAAAAGAUCGACACCCCAUCACAAAACACAAAGAAAGAAGAGCCAUUAACCAUAUUAGACUACAAUGUACAACUAGAUUAUCAACUUUCUCAAAGGGAAGAUCUAAUGACUGCCAUAGAUACUAUACUAGAUAAUCAGUGGUCUGAGUCAUCUUCCCUCCAAGAUCGAUAUCACUCAGCGGCAACUAAAAGUGCUAACACGCCACAGGAACUACUUUUCCUGCUUUCAGGACUAUCAAUGCAGACCAAGGCGGAGAUAAUGAAAUACAGAGUGGACCAGCUCCCACAUGGGCUAGUUACGGUGAAUCAGAUCUACUCUAUUUACGAAAAGCUUGGACACACAUUUGUAGAUCGAAGCUUGGAGUUACGGAUAAGAGAGGGCAAAUUGAAAAAAUUCAUAAUUACUAAUGCAUCUCCAAUAAUACUGAGGUCUCCUCAGAAGUUUCAAAGUGGAAAAGUCACGUAUGGGUUUGAAAAUGUAGAGAUAGUAGUCAAGUUGGAUAAUUAUUUAAAUCAUGUUCAGGGCCUGAUUGCGAAAGCAAGUGAAGACGAAGAGGUUUCUAAGUGCUUGGAAAAGUUCGCUUCCUUUGUAAGGGAGAACCCUACUGCCUUGUACAUUAGCAGCAACUUAAAUAAAGAAGAAAACUUCACGCCUGAGAAUAUUGCUACGCUCGUUGAUUUUGGAUAUGUUACGCUUACAUCCAACCAUCUCAAUGAAAUAGAGUCACAUCAAUAUGCUGUAUCAUAUCCGAAUUGUGGGACGUAUCUCAAAUUGAUCAAUGCAUGCAGAACUUGGCUAGUCAAGUUUUUGUCUAAAUCUAAAUUUAAAGAAGUCUUGGAGACUCAAAUGUACGACAGAUGGGAAGGUAUAACGCAACAGACGAAUUCCAAUGCUGGUUCUCAAUUUGCUAGUAGCCUGAAGAUGACUAACUUUAGAAAACCCUACUAUGGAUUUGAGUUGAACUGGGUUCUUGCAGAUGCACUUGGAGCUGGAGUUGUGGAAGUGUUUAGCACUCCUGUUGGUAGAGGAUGGAGAUUGACUGGGAAAAUGUAG
Dujonia railenensis is the source of this 1188-nucleotide messenger RNA. The record is from the annotation of a GenBank genome assembly. NCBI's taxonomy places the organism in Eukaryota, Fungi, Ascomycota, Pichiomycetes, Serinales, Debaryomycetaceae.